Messenger RNA from Coffea arabica (coffee), 3476 nucleotides. The record is from RefSeq and is a predicted model, not a curated record. NCBI's taxonomy places the organism in Eukaryota, Viridiplantae, Streptophyta, Magnoliopsida, Gentianales, Rubiaceae.
GCAUAAUAAAAUUAAAUGGUACCUUUUCGUGUCCUAAUGCUUGAUUACUAGCUUUUCUUAACAACCCUAUCAAGUCGUGGCAAUAUGUUCUUGCACCAAUAGGUGCUAUUGGAUGUACUUAACCAAGCAUAGUCAUUUUCAUCUUUCCUAGAUUAUUUGCUCGCCUGAUGUUUAAAAUGAUUUUUUCCAUCAGUUAUGGUGUGUGUGUUUCUUCCAGAAUCUUCUUCAAUUGUGUUUAUUCAUAUGGCUUAAUUAUCAUGCUUAUAUUAGUUUCCUUGAAAUUUUACCUUCUGUAGUCGGAUCUUUUCCUUCUUUCUGUAUCCCACUUUUAUGUUCCUUAAAAAGUUUCAUUUCUUUCUUUCUGUAUUUCAUUUUUAUGUGUUGAUUAAGAAGUUUUUAUUUUCCCAAGAAACUGGGGUGAAAAUUUAACUUAAUCAGCAAAGAAGCUGUGGUAGAGAUUUGACUUAAAUAAUGAUCACAACUAUGAAGAUCUUAGCAGUAGCAUUGCACCAGUCCCACUAUUUUGUAGUACACUAGGCUCAUUAAACUUAUGUUUACUGUGUUGUACUUGUUUAACAAGAAGUCUAAUUUGCAUAAUAAAUAAUGGACUUUGUUAUUCAUGUACUCUCUACGAACCAUAUUUCAGCAGUUCAUAACAAGUGCAGGGCACCAGAAUAAGCCUGUCACAGAAUCAUUUUGCUGUUUACAAACUCAGAGCUGUCAUAUGAACUAUUGAACUGUAUAGCUGUCUUUUACAUGGUAUCUAGCAUGGAUUCAUAAUUUGGAUGAUAGUACUGGAAUCCAAAGCAUUGAAAUUAUAACACCACAAUAAAGGCCUCAAUGACGUGAAUUAUUGAUGUUCUAUUACAUUUACCUUAACCAGCAUAUGCUAUCAUGUGAAAACGUACUUAUGCUAUUAUCUAUUUUGAAGCAAUACGUAGCCCUUAACACUCAGAAGAAAAUGUAUACUGUAUAUUUCUUAAACUAGAUAACCAGAUAGCAUCAUCAUUCAUGAAUUGUAUUUCAAAUGAUUAUGCACAUUGGUCUUUGGGUAUAAGCUAUAGUAGUUAAUGCACUUUGUUGAUUUUCUAAAUAAUUUCUAGACAUUACAUGCUACAUAAAUUUCUGGCCUCAAGAGAGAUUUAUGCUUCAGAUAUUAAUUGUACAGUGUCAUUCAAAAGUCCUCUCUCAUGCUAUGAAACAGUUUGAAUGUUUCCGGUUGAUUUCCUCUGACCUUUUUAUCAGUGUACUCUGCGAGAACCAUUUUUCUGGAGUCAUCCCUAAGCAAUUUGGGUGGCUCGCAGCCCUGGAAGUGUUGGAUUUGAGGAACAAUAACUUGAGUGGGACUAUUCCUGCAGAAAUAGCAUGGCUGCAUUCCUUAAAACGACUGUUGCUUAGCAACAAUAAAUUUGUAGGAAGUAUUCCUUUGGCGGUUGGGAAGCUUGAUCAGCUCAAGGAAAUGCAGUUUGAUGUGAACCUUAUCCCUGCUGCAGUAGAAGUUGGUUGUUUCAGCAGAAAAGUUGGGCACUGUGAGUGGUCAAGCAAUCUCAAAUCCUUGAGAAAAGAAGAUUCCUUGCUGACACCAAUCAAAGAAACGUUAAAUCGCUACUUUGAUCUGUUCCCCAUGAAAGUGGACCAUCUUUUGUUAAGGUACAGAUUUGGGAAGGGCUCCUUCAGAAAUGAUGCCAGUGAUUCCUAUGACAAUCUACCAAGUGCAUCUGAGCUAGAUGUCAAACAAAAUCUGCUGAACAUGGCUGAUGUUAGACGGCGAAAGCUGGUUGAGCAGCCUAAUAAUAUUGCUGCGUACCCUUUUAAUAAUGGGAAUCCAGUUGGAAAUUUUAAUUCUUAUCCAAGCAGUACAAGUAGUGGGUCAUUCCCUGCUGUUCCAAGCAAGAACAGUUCCUCUUCCAUUCCUGCAGGUCCUUUGCAGCCUCCAUCACCUAACACAUCAAAUCCAACCUCUGCCUCUGUCAACCAACCUGCUGACAAACAGCCUCCUGCAGCGGGGAACUCUGAACACACAUGGAAGUAUAUAAUUGGAAUUUCAAGCGGUGGUUUCCUGCUCUUUUUUGCAGCAGCCAUUCUUGUUGUCAUCAGAGGUAGAACAGCAAAAAACAUUGGCCCUUGGAAGACUGGAUUAAGUGGACAGUUGCAGAAAGCAUUUGUUACAGGGGUCCCUAAGCUGAACAGUGCGGAACUAGAGACUGCAUGCGAGGAUUUCAGCAAUAUUGUUCAGGCACAUGAUACGGUGACUGUGUACAAGGGAACUUUAUCAAGCGGUGUAGAAAUUGCUGUUGCCUCAACUGUUGUUAAUUCACUGAACGAUUGGUCAAAGCGCGCAGAAAUUGCUUUCAGGAAGAAGAUCGAUUCAUUGUCCCGAGUGAACCACAAGAAUUUUAUGAAUCUUAUUGGGUACUGCGAGGAGGAUGAACCUUUUGUGAGAAUGAUGGUGUUUGAGUAUGCACCAAACGGAAGUUUAUCUGAGCACCUGCAUGUGAAAGAGCUUGAACAUCUGGACUGGAGUACAAGGAUGAGGAUUAUCAUUGGAACAGCUUACUGUCUCCAGCACAUGCAUGGUCUCAAUCCUCCACUUCCACAUGGCCAUUUGAACUCCAAAGCUAUAUUUCUGACGGAUGAUUAUGCUGCCAAGAUUGCAGACAUAGCCUUUUGGGAUGAAUUUGUUAAAAAAUCUGCAGAGCAUGAAGGACAGCAGUUGGAAUAUCCGCUACUUGAGGAUGAAGAAAGUGAUGUAUACAAUUUUGGAUUACUGUUGCUCGAAGUAAUCUCUGGGAAGCUUCCUUACUCAGAAGAACACGGGUCUCUCUUAAAUUGGGCUGCGGAAUACCUGAAUGACAAGAGAAGCAUCAGCUAUCUGAUUGAUCCAACGCUGAAGUCAUUCAAGAAUAACGAGCUUGACAUCAUCUGUGAGGUUAUUGCAGAAUGUAUUCAAGAAAAUUCAAGAAAGAGACCAACCAUGAAGGAAGUAGCUACGAAAUUGAGAGAUGCCCUUGACAUAUCACCUGAUUCAGCAACCCCACGGCUUUCUCCGCUUUGGUGGGCUGAACUUGAGAUUUUAUCUUCUGAGGCAGCUUAAAUAUUCAGCUCAGGGUCUACAUGGUGCCUCAAGUUUGCAUAUUAGUCUUAUCGUGCCUUCAACAAAAUCGAAAAUUCCAAUAUACAUCAUUUUUUUUUUCCAGUUUCUUUGGUAUGCCAUUUUUUUAUUCUUAUUCUUCAAUUGUUUACUUCAAGCGGGACAAAACUUCGUCCCACGCACCUAAGUUAUGUAUAUAGAGAUUAUGAACUGGCAUGUAAGAGUUGUUUAACCUGCUGUUGAGUCAGAAAGAGAUUUUUUAUAUGUAUUUAUCCUGUGUGUGUCAUAGGAAACCCUGUGUAGGAUUAUCAUUUACUCAUGGUUUCAACAUGACCAAAUUUUGAAGUUUUGAUGAGACUAUAAAUGGAUAAGCUUUCAUUGAUCA